AUGUCUUCGCACCCAACAGCCGACGAGUUUUCUCGUUUCGAUAACUUCACCGUCAUCAACACCACGUACAAAGUUGUGGCUGGCCAUGCCAUAGGAGCGGACUUUCUCAUCCCGAAGCAGCUGCUUGUUGCUGGUGACAAGAGCAGCAAGCCGCGGCCGAUUAUUGUACGGUACCAUGGUGGUUAUCUCAUCGGCGCCGGAAGUAUGUUUCCGCCAUUUUUUGGACCUUGGAUUCUGCAGCUGGCAGAGCGGCAUUCGGCUGUGAUUGUCAGCGUCAACUACCGGCUGUAUCCCGAGUCGCCCGUGACGGACAUUCUGACGGAUGUGCGCGAUUUUUGGACCUGGCUGCACUCAGCCGAGCCAAGCAAGAUUCUCGACGAGCAGACGCAGGGCCGCGUCCAGCUCGACACGGACCGCAUCAUCACGACCGGUGAGAGUGCUGGCGGCUACCUGAGCCUGAUGACAGCUCUGGAUCAUCCUGGCGAGAUCCGCGCCGUCACGGCGGCGUAUCCCGUCGUCGACACCCGGGUUGCCUGGUACACCGAGGCCAAUAAGCUGCCGCGCCUGGGCCGGUCGUAUGUCCCGCGCGACAUCUUUGACGAUCACGUGGUCAAGGUGGCCUGCGGCGAGCUGCCGGCAAUCAUCUCGAACGAUGCCAAGUUUGAGCGCAACGACAUCAUCUUUUCGGCCGUGCACAACGGCAUCAUCGGCCAGAUGUUCGACGUCGAGGGCCGCCAGCAGCUGCCCUCGCAACGGGUCGAGGACGGCGCGGUCUUUCCGCGUGGCGGCGUGUUCAUCCUGCACGGCCGCGACGACACAAUGGUGCCGGUGGCCGAAGUCGAGGCGCUCAAGGCAACGGCGAACAGGCUCGACCCGACGCUUGACUUCCAUCUCUCCAUUCAGCCUGGAGAACACGGUUUCGACGAGGACAUCAGCAUUGACGAUCCGUGGAUGAAGGAGGGCCUCGAGGGUGUUGUCAAGUCAUGGUUAGCAUGA
This is a messenger RNA of Grosmannia clavigera kw1407, 996 nucleotides long. RefSeq lists its product as uncharacterized. The record is from RefSeq and is a predicted model, not a curated record. Bases 1 to 996 code for a protein of 331 amino acids. Lineage: Eukaryota; Fungi; Ascomycota; Sordariomycetes; Ophiostomatales; Ophiostomataceae. Gene Ontology annotation, molecular function: hydrolase activity. The transcript has a single exon.